Pelodiscus sinensis (Chinese soft-shelled turtle) is the source of this 3133-nucleotide messenger RNA. The record is from RefSeq and is a predicted model, not a curated record. Lineage: Eukaryota; Metazoa; Chordata; Testudines; Trionychidae.
CCCCCAGCCGGUGUGUGCGUCGCCUGCGCUCGACUCCGGCAGCCCCACGCGCACCAUGAGCUCGCUGCUGUUCCUCGUAUUAGUUGUAUACUUCCAAAACACGUCUGCUUCCCAGACCACUGACUGCCUGCAUCUGAAAGAGCAAUGCAUUCGUGCUGCAAAUGGAUGCGAAAGUGUCUGGAACGUAAUUGAAGAUGCCUGUAAUAUUUCAGGUAAUAGCUGCAAGGCAAAAGAUUCAGUUGGCUGUAAUACAACCAUCCAAUUCCUAGCUGACCAAUAUCCACAAUUUAAAGACUGUAUCUGCACCAAAGAUGGUUUUUGUAGCACCAAACUGUUGCUGGAGAAACAAUGUACCAUUACAAAAGGGCAUUUGGAGCCUUCACUAAGCCCAGAUAACCAAUUAAGCUUCAUGUCACACUCAAAACCCAAAAGUAUACAACGCAUUGGGGAAUCCGAAAAUGACUGCAGUAUUGCAAAACAAAGCUGUCGAGAAGAUCACAACUGCUUUAUGAAGUAUAAGAACUUCCAAAGGGUAUGCAGAGCAGAGGUGGCAAAAUGCAGUCUCCAGAUGGUCGGGCAACAAUGUUUGUCAGCAUGGAAGGAACUGAGAAAAACAGUGCUGGGGAACUGCAAGUGUUCAGAACCAGUUCAAAAAAGAUGUGCUAAAAUAUGGAAUAGUAUCUUUAAUAAUACUUGUUUACAGUAUGCACAGGAGACUCCAGCUUCUGCCACUAGAAAAGAAGACUAUGAUCAUGAAAGAAAUCAGGGCAUUCAUCCAGAUAAUAUUAACAUGGAAACUAAAUUACAAUGGAACUUAUCUGCUCUUUCCAAACUCGAGUACACAGAGAAUGGAACCUGUUUUGAUGUAAACAAGGAAUGCAUUGAAGAUGAAAUAUGCAAUAAACAGUUAUCUCUGUACCUCAAAGUUUGUUCAGUAACCAGAAAGCAGUGCCACAUGGAACAAUGCCGAGCAGCCAUAAGGUUCUUCUAUCAAAAUAUGCCUUUUAAUGUUGCCCAGAUGUUGACAUUUUGUGACUGUGCACAGCCUGAUGAAUCCUGUCAGCAGGCCAAAGAACUUCUUCAUGGCAAGCCAUGUGCAGUCAACAUAGUUCCCCCUCCAUCUUGUCUAAAUGUAAUUCACAAGUGUCAAGACAAUGAGUUGUGCAGGAAAAAAUAUGAAGUUUUUCAAUCAACAUGCUGGAGACAUGUGACAAAAAGAUGCUAUGAUGAUAAAACUUGCCUUGAAACUUUAAUCGAGGGUGAUCUGACUUGCUCUGGAAGUGCUGACUGCAGAGCAUCUUAUAUUGAUAACUGGGGCACCAUGCUUCGGGUGGAAUGUACCUGUAAUAAUGUCCCACUAACUGAACAGUCUUUAUGCAAGCUCUUCUAUCAUAUGCUUCACAGCAAGUCCUGCUUUAAUCAGAUUUCAAGGGGAAAGACAGACCAUGAGCUGAUACUUACUGAUAUGCCAGGAGAAAAGCUUCCCAUAACACGGUUACAUUCUUUAUUUAAUGGUGAAGCAAUCUAUAUUAUUGCAUAUACAUCUUGCAUAGCACUCAUCCUAGGAAUAGCCUUGGUGGCUUUCCUUAAGACCAGGAUUUUAGGACCUCCAGUGAAGUCAGUGGAAACCUUCCUGUUGAAUGCUAGGUGGCAAGAUACAGUCUGUUUCUACAAAACUGCAAUUCCUGUGAUCUCUUUAGUUGCUUUGUAAAGAUAGAGACAUUGUAGAGAUUUUUCCUGUCUUCAGGGCAAGAGGCCCUAUAUACGCACCAGGCAGGCUCAUAUGAGGUGAAAAAAAUACCUUUUCAAUGGGCUUUACAUGUCUGUAGAACCCUGUUCAAGCCCUAUGGACUGAGGUGCAUUUCACUACAUUAUACAAUUCUUGUCCUUCGUUUUCCAUUAGAAUUGAUUUCUGCUUUUUUCAUAUAUUGUUUGCUUAACAUCCCCUUAGGUGAACACCAUCUGGCAUGGAUGAUUGCCUGAAAAUGGGUUACUUUCUAAUAUGCUUCUUGGAAGUGUUAAUGAUUCUUAUGAAAACUGCCAUUAGAAUGUGUACUCUUUUAUCAUCUUCUACAGUAAAGAUAUAUGCAAAACAAAUAAUUAUUCAUUUUACUGGAAAUUAUGAAUGCGUCAACAGAAGAAUACACUGAUUAGGCAUUCAUAAAGCUACUGACUCCUAAUGCCACUUCUUCUAGUUUAAAUAUAUUAAAUAUCUACUAUAAAUAAUAGACAAUCAAUUGAAAAUUCUAAACAGCAAUUUCAGUUUUAAAGGUAUUACGUAAGAAUGGCCAUACUGGGUCAGACCAAAAGUCUGUCUAGCUGGUAUGCUAUCUUCUAACAGUGGUCAAUACCAGAUGCCCCAAAAGGAAUGAACAGACCAGGCAAUCAUCAGUUGAUCUAGCCCCAUUGUUCAGUCUCAGCUUUAGAGACAGACGCUAGGGACACCGUUCCCUACCCCAGGAAGCUUAUGAAGAGUGAAGGACAAGGAUGUAACACAUGAGCACAGCAGUCAGAAUGAUGGCUAAUAAACAGAUUUGGUUUUGUACAUAUUUUAAAAUGUUAUAAAAUAUAGUAUAUAUAAUCUGUCACCGACUUCUUUCACCUAAGGAAAAUCAGCUGGCUAUUGACUUUUAGGCAUCAUAGUAAAAGUGGGUCUCCAGGAGAGAUUUGAGAGAGGAAUAGGUAGUGAUUUUUGCAGGUCAGCUCAGGAAAGUCAUUUUGUGUGUAUGGGUCAUGAAGUGUCUGCAUCUUACUAUCAUGCCAUAUAGUUGUUCAUCAUGCAAUUUUUGGAGUAAUUGCAUUUAAAAAAACCACACAAAGGACACACGUAUGAUCCAGAACAUACUUUCUACCCCAGUAUAUAGUAUAAAUCACUAGGAUCUGUUUGUGCACCCACUGAAAUGAAAUGUUGGUGUGUGUAAAAAUUAAUAGGUCUGAAAUGGCCUUUGAAUUAGUGUUCAGGGGUCAGCCACAGCAUUACCCUUAAACAUGCUUUUUCCAUUUGUUUUUUGUAGUUUGGGAAGUUAGAUUAAAGGUCCAGUCGAAACCAGUAUUAUCCUUUUGAUAUAUAAACAUGCUUUCUCUCUCUCUCUCUGUUCUGUAGCCUAGGAAACCAGAUAAGAAUGGAAUAGUA